CACCAGCGGACCAUGAGGUGCUCCUGAACCUGAACCUCAGGACACUGAAAUUUGGCAGAAUGUGCUGGCCGCUUUGGUUUCGAUGAACUGUCAACCUGAUCUACAGCAGAAUAAUAUCCGGUUCCAAAUGGAGACGAAUCAGUAGUGGUUUCAAUUAGUGGUCCAGCUCGUAGUUAAAGGUAAUCGGAUCCUCUGUUCCUGUCCUGUUAGUUAUCCGUCUUUGCUAUUAGCUGGUAUCUGAAGAUCGAUUGGACGGCAACGUUUUUGACCCGGCCAGAUUGUUCAACUAUCUGUUUCUCAGUGGCUUUUAAUCAUCCUCGCUCGAGUCUGAACUGUUCUUCCUCUGCCGUCCGAACAGCUCGAUGACAACAUAACAUACGGCCACCUUGUCAAAUCCAAGCACAAGCAGACACGGCGCAGGAUCCAAACCACAGUUUUUCUCCGGUUUACCUACCGUGUCCUUGGCCGUGUCUCCCAGCUGACCUUGUUUUUACAUAAACCCUCACCUUGGAUCCGCCACCAGAUCACAACAGAACAGUCUCAGACACCGCGGGAUCGAUAUAUGCCAUCUCGCGGCGGCAACACGCAGGUGCAGCGGCAGCCGGCUGUGGUGGUGGUAGCGGUCGCGGAGCCGGCGCGGAGGAGGGUGAGGCGGCGGCGCACCACGAUGCCAGUGAAGAGCAGCGCCAGCUUCCGGAUGACCGCGCUGCCGAUGGUGGUGGCCGCGCAGCUGCUGGCGGCAGCCGUGCUCGCGCUCGCGCUCGUCUGGGCGCUGCACUUCCGGGGCGGCGUCUCGUGGGGGCGGACGUCUAACCCUCUCCUCGUCUACACGGCACACCCUCUGUUCAUGGUGAUUGGCUUCGUCAUCUGCACCGGAGAAGCGGUCAUGGCGUACAGGAUCGUGCUCGGGCCGAGGCCUGCCAAGAAGGCGGUGCACCUGCUCUUGCAUCUCGUAGCAAUGGCCUUUGCUGCUGUCGGCCUCUACGCCGCGUUCAAGUACCACCAUGACGCCGUCCUCCCUGAUCUCCGCUCCCUGCAUUCUUGGCUCGGGAUUGCCACCAUAGCGCUCUAUGCUCUUCAGUGGCUGGUGGCAUUCGUGUACUUUGUAUUCCCCGGGGCUGUGAUGACAAUGAGGGCAGACUACGUACCAUGGCACAUCUUCUUUGGCAUUGUCAUCUUCCUCAUGGCCAUUCUCACGGCUGAGACCGGCUUGGCAAAGUUCAUCUUCCCCUUGAUUGACUACCCGAGCGAAGUGUUCGUCAUCAACUUCACCGGGCUUGCCAUCCUCAUAUUUGGUGUGGUUGUUGUCUUAGCUGUCAUCCUUCCAUCAAGAUACUAGCAGGUAGUUUUGCAGACAAGGGGCUGCAGUAGUAGCAACUCUAGAAAGAACAAGAAUUUUGGUUGUGUGUGAUGCAUGGUAUUUGAAUAAUAUUUUGAAGACAACAAGAUAUUGCUAUUGGUGACAUGAAGGUGAUGACCUUAAGAAUGA
Panicum hallii is the source of this 1489-nucleotide messenger RNA. RefSeq names its product ascorbate-specific transmembrane electron transporter 2-like. The coding region runs from base 563 to 1339 and encodes 258 amino acids. The record is from RefSeq and is a predicted model, not a curated record. The transcript is spliced from 5 exons. Lineage: Eukaryota; Viridiplantae; Streptophyta; Magnoliopsida; Poales; Poaceae. Gene Ontology annotation, molecular function: oxidoreductase activity.